This is a messenger RNA of Odobenus rosmarus divergens (Pacific walrus), 1502 nucleotides long. It is a transcript of the gene ZFP1, whose product is annotated as ZFP1 zinc finger protein. Gene Ontology annotation, molecular function: DNA-binding transcription repressor activity, RNA polymerase II-specific; RNA polymerase II cis-regulatory region sequence-specific DNA binding. The record is from RefSeq and is a predicted model, not a curated record. The transcript is spliced from 3 exons. Lineage: Eukaryota; Metazoa; Chordata; Mammalia; Carnivora; Odobenidae. Gene Ontology annotation, biological process: regulation of immune system process; regulation of cytokine production; negative regulation of transcription by RNA polymerase II. The coding region runs from base 195 to 1313 and encodes 372 amino acids.
CACCUCCUGCCGUGAGUGGGUGACAGGGCCCCGGUCUCCGCGCGUCUUCGCCGACCCGCGCCGUGACCCGGCCUGGCACUGAGCCACAAGUGGAGGCUGUGCCCCUCCAGGGAUCUGUUUCAUUCACGGAUGUGACUGUGGACUUCACUCAGGAGGAAUGGGAGCAGCUGGACCCCUCACAGAGGAUCCUCUACAUGGAUGUGAUGCUGGAGAAUUAUAGCAACUUACUGUCAGUGGAGGUGUGGAAGGCUGACGACCAGAUGGAGAGGGACCACAGCAACCCAGAUGAGCAGGCGAGGCCAUUUAUCAUUUUUAAGAACCAAACCCCCAUUGAGGAAAGAGGUAAUCUCUUUGGAAAAACAUUUAAUCUGAGCACAGAUUUUGUGUCUUUAAGGCAAGUACCCUAUAAAUACGACUUAUAUGAAAAAACUUUGAAAUCGAAUUCAGACUUACUUAAUAGUAAUAGAAGCUAUGUAAGAAAGAGAGCUGAUGAGUGUAACGGAUUUGGAAAAGCACUCCUCUAUCUGAAGCAAGAGAAAACCCAUAAUGGAUUAGAAUACUCUGAAUAUAACAAAAGUGGAAAAGUCUUUAAAGAAGCCAUUUUUAAACAUCAGAAAAUAAGAAAUUUGGUACAACCUUUUAUUUGUAAUUACUGUGACAAAGCUUUCUCCUUUAAGUCACUCCUCAUUAGUCACAAGAGAAUACACACUGGAGAAAAACCUUAUGAAUGUAAUGUAUGUAAGAAAACCUUCUCCCAUAAAGCAAACCUCAUUAAACAUCAAAGAAUUCAUACGGGGGAGAAACCCUUUGAAUGUAUUGAAUGUGGAAAAGCUUUCACCCACCAGUCAAACCUCAUCGUACACCAGAGAGCACAUAUGGAGAAGAAGCCCUAUGAAUGCAGUGAUUGCGGCAAGACAUUUGCCCAGAAAUUUGAACUUACUACACACCAGAGAAUUCAUACGGGAGAACGACCCUAUGAGUGUAAUGAAUGCGCGAAAACCUUCUUCAAGAAAUCCAACCUCAUUAUACAUCAGAAAAUUCACACGGGGGAGAAACGCUAUGAGUGCAGCGAAUGUGGUAAGUCCUUUAUCCAGAACUCACAACUCAUUAUACACAUGAGAACUCAUACCGGGGAGAAACCCUACGAAUGUACUGAAUGUGGCAAGACAUUCAGCCAGAGGUCAACCCUUAGAUUACAUUUGCGAAUCCAUACAGGAGAGAAACCAUACGAGUGUUCUGAAUGCGGGAAGGCCUUCAGCAGGAAAUCCCGGCUCAGUGUCCAUCAGAGAGUUCACUUGGGGGAAAAGCCCUGAGAAUGCAGCCAGCCAGGACCGUGGAAAACCCUUCCACCCCAACCCUUGACCAUGGGGGAGAAACCACACGAAGGUACUGAAGGAACAUGGAAAUUCAUAGUGAGAUACAAUCCAUCACAUCAAAAAACAUGUAAAAACAGGGUCCCCUCAGAAGAGUGUUAUACCCAAAGUUAGAUACGAUGCUCAGCU